This is a messenger RNA of Phyllotreta striolata, 5212 nucleotides long. The record is from the annotation of a GenBank genome assembly. NCBI's taxonomy places the organism in Eukaryota, Metazoa, Arthropoda, Insecta, Coleoptera, Chrysomelidae.
CCAAAUAAUAUUAUAAUGCCCUAAUAACGAUGGAUCACACAGAAAAAAUCACCAGACCGAUACACCCCAGGGAACAAGCCAACAUUCUAUCGGUGUUGUUCUUCGGGUACACGGGCAGCAUACUCUCCACGGGCUUCAAAAAGGAGCUCGAAGACGACGAUCUGCACCAGGUGAUUCCCAAGUGCCGGUCGAAACAGUGCGCGGAUCGACUCGAGCACGCUUACCUGAGCCAGAAGAAGGUCAAAUCGCCCGACAAGCGGGUCUCCCUUUUCCGGAUAAUAUGGAAUCUGUACGGGUUGCAGUACGUCGCCAUUGGACUCUUCAGCAUGGUCUCCAAACUAUUAAUCAGCUCGCUGGAACCGGAAGCCCUGUCGAACCUAAUCGGCUACUUCCGCCCCGGCCAAAACAAAUUCACCUUCUACGACGCCCUCUACUUCGCCGGCAUGCUGAUGGCCCUCAAGACCUUCCACGCCCUCUACCACCACAACUACAUGGUCUUUUUGAGCGAACUGGCGCUGCAAAUUCGCUCCUCCUUCUGCUCGGUCAUCUACAGGAAGGCCCUCAGGCUGUCGCCCACCGCCCUCGCCGAGACCAGCUUGGGCAACAUCGUCACGGUCAUCACCAAAGAUGUCACCACGUUCGAGGAUUGCCUGCACACGUUCAACAGCAUCUGGGUGACCAUCAUCCAAACGGUGUUCCUGUGCUAUUUGAUCUACCGCAGGAUCGGCUAUCCCGCUUUAGUCGGGGUUUUUAUAUUGCUCGGUCUGGUGCCUUUCCAAGCUUACACCGCUAAAAUAAUACGAAAUCUUCGAUUGAAGAUGGUUAGAUGUACCGACGAAAGGUUGCAGAGGAUGCAAGAGGCUCUUUCUACUAUUAAAACCGUAAAAAUGUACACCUGGGAGAAGAUACUGGCCGAUAAAAUAGGCGAAACGAGAAUGAGAGAAAUGAAGAUCAUGCUGACGGGUUCGUACACGAAAAUCGCCGUGAUGAUAUCGAGCAGCUUGGAGGCGAAGUUCGCCUUCUACGCCAUCCUGAUGCUCUAUCUCUCGGUGCACAACGACAUGAGCGCCGAGGACAUCUUCUACGCGAUGAAGGUGUUCGGCAGCCUGCGCGUCAGCAUCGCCAUCGUCUUCUCGUUCGGCUUCUCGCGCCUCGGCGAGUUCUCGGCCUCGUUGCAGCGCAUCAAUCACAUCCUGGAGCUCGACGAGCUGGCCGACUUCGUCGACAAGCCCGACGACGAGCCGCAGAUCGACUUCCGCGACGUGUCGCUGACGCUCGGCGACAGGAAGAUCCUGCGGCACGUCGAUCUGAAGCUGCAGGUCGGCCUGAACGCCGUCACCGGCCAGCUGGGCGGCGGCAAGAGCUCGCUGAUCAAGGUGGCUUUGAGGGAUUUCCCGUACGAGGGGGAGGUGAGGACGCGCGGCAGGAAGAGCUACGCCUCGCAGGAUCCUUGGUUGUUUCCGUCGUCGAUCAAGCAGAACAUUCUGUUCGGCGAGAAGUACGAUUACGAUAGGUACAAAGCGGUGGUGUCCGCUUGCGCUUUGGACUACGAUUUCGAUAAUCUAGAAAAGGGCGAUGAGACCAUAGUAGCCGACGGUGGUAAUAACUUGAGUAAAGGCCAGCAGGCUAGGGUGAACUUGGCUCGAUGCGUGUACAAAGACAGCGAUAUUUACCUCAUAGAUGAUGCACUUACAGCGUUGGAUCCCAAAGUGCAGGAGCACAUCUUCCAGCAUUGCAUCCGGGGUUUGUUGAAGGACAAAUGCGUGGUGUUGAUAACGCACAAUUCCAGGCACAUUAAGAAAGCCGAUCGAGUCGUGGUGAUGCACGACGGCGUCGCGAAAUCCUACGAAAACGUUCAAGACGUCUCCGAGGAAUUGCUCGAAGCCAUCGAGGUCGUCGAAGACAAGCGCACCGUCGAUGAAGAAGUUAAAGACGAUGAGGUUGCGAACGAGGAGGAUAAAUUAUUGGUCGCCAAGCCGCCGGCGAGCAAGAAGAUGCAGGUGUACCACGAGAACAAAAAAGCCGGCGGUGUUGAUCUCAAAUUGUACCUCAAAUACAUCAAAUACUCCGGGGGAUUUUUAAUGGGCGGGCUGCUGCUCGCCUCCUACGUGGGCUCCACUUUGCUCGAAAGCACCUCCGAGAAGAUGCUGAGCAACUGGAUCAACGAAAAAUCGAAGAUAACAAACGUGAAAGAAAGAAACUUCAUCAACUCGACGAUCGACUUGGAUUCGCUCGACAUCGAUAACAAAACCACCGUGUUCCUGAAUAACACCUUCAACAUUUCGACGGAAGUAAUCCACGAAGUGGGCAGACUGGAACUGCACGCGGACAAGAUAAUGAACAUCUACACGAUGGCGAUCGUCGGCUACGCCGUGGCGGAGCUGGUGAAGAACUUCCUCGUUUUGAAGAUGAGCCUGGCCGCCUCCAUUACGCUCCACAAGAAAAUGGUGGCGAGAAUUCUGAACGCCACCAUGCAGUUCUUCGACACCUACUUCAUCGGCAACAUACUGAACAGGUUCUCGCAGGAUUUGAGCGUCAUCGACGAGCAACUCAUGUUCAUCGUGACUAUGGUAGUCGGGAUUGUCUUCCAUUUGGUCGGAUCGUUGGGAUUGAUCGCCACUAUAAACUGGAAGUUCAUCAUACCCGCUAUAGCUUUAGGGAUAUUUUCGUUUUUCUGCCGAUUGGUUUACAUUAGAACGGCGAGGAGUUUGAAGCGACUCGAAGCGGCUACUCGUAGUCCAUUAGUAGGUCAUUUGAACUCCACCAUGGACGGCCUGACGACGAUCAGAGCCUACAAGGCUCAGGAUAUUCUGAAAGACGAGUUCGACAGACACCAAGAUUUGUACUCGAGCGCUUUCUAUUCCUCGGUGUGCAUCAAAGGAGCUUUCGCCUUCGCCAUGGACAUCGCCUCCUUAUUCUUCUGGCUAUCAGUCGUCAUUAGAUUCCUGUUUUUCGACACGGGAUCCAACACGGGCGACGUGGGCUUGACUCUAACCCAAGCGGGAAUGCUCAGCGGCAUCAUCCAAGGCGGUUUGAUGGUCUGGUCGGAGGUGGAGAAGAACAUGACGUCGUUCGAAAGAGCCAUGGAGUACACGACCGUAGAGAAAGAGGAGAAAACCGGUUCGGAACCCGAGAAUUGGCCGAGGCGCGGCGAAAUCGUCUUCAAAAAGGUGUCGCUGCGAUACGCAAACUCCGACGACAGAGUAUUGAAAGGCAUCGACUUGGCGAUUAAAGGCGGAAGUAAGAUAGGCGUAGUGGGAAGAACCGGAGCCGGAAAAUCCUCGCUCAUUUCCGUCUUGUUCAAACUGUACGACUUCGAAGGCGACAUACACAUAGACGGUACCGACGUGAAGAAGAUCUCCUCUACGUUCCUGCGCCAGCACAUUUCGAUCAUACCGCAGGAUCCGAUCAUAUUCUCGAGCACCGUGCGCAGCAACGUCGACCCGCUGGAGACCUUCACCGACGAGGAGGUGUGGAAGACGCUGCACAAGGUCCACCUGGACGGCGCCGUGCCCGCCUUAGACACGCAAAUCAACGAGCUGAAGUUCAGCACGGGCCAGCGGCAGCUGAUGUGCCUGGCCCGGGCCAUCAUCAGGAAGAACAAGGUGGUGGUGCUCGACGAGGCGACGGCCAACAUGGACCCGGAGACGGAGCGCGUGGCGCAGAAGAUCAUCGACGAGAACUUCUCCAGUUGCACGUUGAUCGUGAUCGCCCAUCGGCUGGACUCGAUCUUGGACUGCGACAAGGUGCUGGUGUUGAACAGGGGCGCCGUCGAGGAGUUCGAUACGCCGAGGGCGCUGCUGGGGAAUCCCCGCGGGCAGUUCUUCGCCAUGUUGAAGAAUAGCGGGAUGCAGGAGGAUAUAGAUAGGAUCGUUUCGAGUACGUAGGUUGGUUUUGAAUUAAUUAAAAGACCGGUGUUUUUUUUUUUAUUAAACAAUCAUUUUUAUUAAAAGAAGCGAUUAUCACAAAAUGACAAUUUUUAUGAAAUUAUCGUUAGAGUCGUUUUACACAAAAUAGGACGAUAUAAAUAAAUUGAAUUAGUUAAAUAGCGUCACGUAAUCGAAAUUAUACAUGUAUAGAAGAGAAACAAGAGAUUCGUUGUAAAUAAAUACAAAAUGCAAAUUUUCGUUAAAUUACUGGUCGACUUAUAUAAAUUAUUAUAGGUACUAUAAAUCGAUUUGACUAAAAGUUUGACUGCUUCGAGUAAAAAAUAAAAAAAUCAGUCAGCACCAUUAUAAAAAAAAAUGUGCGUACAAUGACGCUAGAAGUGAUAACUUCCUCCUAAUUAUUCCGAUUUUCAUAGACUCUCCUUAUCCAUUUCCAUAACGAAAUUAUCACUUCAAAAAAUCCGGAGCAAUUCGCAAUUGUUCCUCAUUCGAUAUUUUCAUUCAUACACUUUAUACAUUCUCAAAGAAAUAAUUAUUUAUAUACUUAACUAGCUUAAAAAAUACAUUCCACGUCUUCCAAAGGCUGCCAAAAAUAUUGGGAAAACUGUCGAUAUUUACAAAAGAUUAGUUUAAUUCAAUACUUAAUAAAAGAUAGAGAGAGAGUCGAGAUAAUUUUUAAUGCUUAGAGCGUUUCUUUAAACAAAACCACCACCGAUUUUUCCCUUUUAAUAACGAGAGAACACUGGUUAAUCGCAGCCGAUGGAAAAGAUAGUUAAAAAUGUGCACGAAAACGGCACGAUUGGGCAACAAUAUCGUACACAUUUUCAUAAACUAAAACAUAAAGCAUAUUCGCUAUAUCCUCCGCAAGACCGGCGCUUCCUCAAUCGGCAGUAUACAAUGUAAAAGUGAGCAGCGUUGGGACGGAUUCAAUCGGAAGCUAACCGAAUCAUUGCGGAUUAUCGAUUUUUCUUUACAACGUUCGAGUAUUUAUCGUUCGUUCGUUCGAACGAACGAUCGAAGAGUAUUGAGGCUAAUAAAACAAUAAAAAAAAUAAUAAAAUAAAAAAACAUUCGCAGUUUACGUGAGGUAGUCUGGACUCGGCUCCGCCAUCGGCUCCGGAGUGGUGAACAGCGGAUUAGGAAACUCCGGCGGAUGCGGCAGCGGUCCCGUCGACUUCGGCCUGCGACGGUAGGCCAUCAGCCAGCAGGACACCGCUAUGGCGACGGCGACCAAGGCCAGCAGGGCAGUGAUUAUCAGCGCGAUGAUAAAGCCGAUCAUCGACACGCAAAUGUCUUCCGAACGUUGAGCAUUCGCCGCUGAAUUAU